Molecule: messenger RNA, 1371 nt
Organism: Acanthamoeba castellanii str. Neff
Lineage: Eukaryota; Discosea; Longamoebia; Acanthamoebidae
Product: Histone-lysine N-methyltransferase
Exons: 7
Coding region: 1-1371 (456 amino acids)
Biological process (GO): regulation of DNA-templated transcription
Cellular component (GO): nucleus; chromatin
Molecular function (GO): DNA-binding transcription factor activity, RNA polymerase II-specific; histone H3K36 methyltransferase activity; zinc ion binding
Source: RefSeq, a predicted model, not a curated record
AUGAGCGAUUUCGCCAAGGAUGAAGAGGCCUCCUCCCUCCUUCAGCUGUUAGAUGGACGGCUCCGCCUCGGGACAGAACCAGACGCAGUCGUCAAGGAAGAACGGAACUUGUCCAAGGUGAGCGAGACCGCUACGGCGCUGCGGCGUAGUGGCGGACGAGCAGCCGCGCAGCGCGAGCACAGGGAAGACGAAGGAGAGGAGGAAAGGGCAGACUGGGACCAGUUUCAAGUCCACCCGCUCGACCGAGGCAAAGCGCCCAGCCACCCUAAGCCCAAGCGCGACCAGAGCCGAGCCAUGGGAGACGCACCCCCCUCCACCACGAGCAGCGUCGACAGCCGCCAAGCCCUCAUCGAUCAGUCCAUCAAGCAGCACCGACAGGAGGAGAGCUUCUUGUCGCUGGCCGCGAUCUCUUGCUUCUUUGCGGACUCCGACGACGACGAGGGAGCCAGGACAAAGACCAAGGAGCGGCGCGGCCGAGCAUUCAUGGCCGACUCUGACGACUCGGAAGACGGCAGGCUGCGACUCAGCCGCAGUGCAGGCAAGCGGAACCGCCAGCGCGACAAGCUCCCACACGACGAUGUGAGUUUGUCGAAGACCAGCGCAGACCAGGGAGGAAGGAAGAGGAGCUUCAGCGAUGUCAGCGCAAAUGAUCACACGGUGAAGGGAAAGGCCUCUAGGCGGAGCACGAGCGGAGCGCCAGCGCCGGCCGAGCAGAAGAGAAAAGAGAAGAAAGACAAGAAGAGAGACAAGAAGAAGGCCGAUAAAAGUAAGCGACACAAAGCCGGCAAGGUAUGGGCGCUCGACAACCUGCCGGAGCUGCCGGGUCUGGAGUACAUCAAGGCCAACCUCUAUAACCCAAGCUGGAGCGAGCUAUGGGGUGCGAGUGCAAAGAGCGUUGCUUGUCUUGCCCGUGCCGCCAAGUGCAAGAACCAACGGCUGACGAAGGGAAAGGUUGCUCCCAUCGCGGUGGUGAAGACAACGAAGAAGGGUUAUGGUGUGAUUGCGGAUGCCACCAUCAAGCCUCGUUCGCUCAUCAUCGAGUAUGUGGGAGAGGUCAUCUCCGAAACCGAGAAGAAUCGUCGGAUGAAGCGGAGGGACGAUGACGGCAACUGCUACUUCAUGGAGCUCUACUCGCAAAAGCGACCGACCAGCGGUGGAGAGGUCAAAGACUCACCUGAACCCGAGGACUCGAAGGAAGACCGCGAGAGCGGCAAGGCCAAGAAGAAGAAGAAGUCCAAGCCAAGGACCGAGGAGGAGAUCCGGGACAGGAAGAGCCGGAAGGGUCUCAAGCUAGCCUGCAGCAACUGCCGCAUGUCUCAUCUUGCCUGCUCGCACGAGACCCCGUGCAGCCGCUGUGUAGAAAAGGUGUGA